Molecule: messenger RNA, 1704 nt
Organism: Symbiodinium necroappetens
Lineage: Eukaryota; Dinophyceae; Suessiales; Symbiodiniaceae
Source: the annotation of a GenBank genome assembly
GCCUGGCUGCUUAAGGAGGCGAAGGUGCGGAACCCCCACAUCCGGACAUACGGCCUUGCCUGGGGCGUUCCGGGCUGGAUCGGAAAUGGCACCUUCUUCAGCAAGGACAACAUCGUUUACCACGUGUCCUGGCUGAAGUGCAUCAAGGAGACCCUUGACAUUGAAAUUGACUACGUCGGAAUUUGGAACGAGCGAGACUGGGGUGCAGCUUGGUACGUGUCCGAUCUUGCGGCCGCGAUCAAGGAAGCAAACUUGACAACCAAGCUGGUAAUGCUCGAUGCGGUUGCUUCACAGGUAAAGCAGGACUUCCUGAGCAAAUUCGAGGAAGAUGAGCGGUUCCAGGAGCUGAUCUCGGCAGUUGGCCUGCACUAUCCCUGCAACGACAAUGAGCAGCUCAGCGAAGCACUGCGGCGUCACCCCUCUACACGCUUCUGGGCAUCGGAGGAGACCUCGACGGUGGCCGACUGGGGCGGUGCUGGGUGCUGGGGCCGGAUGAUCAACCAAAACUACGUUCGGAUGAACGCGACCUCCUCGAUAGCUUGGUCCUUGAUUUGGAGCGUCUACCCAAACUUGGAGUGCUUCGGGAACGGCCUCCUCUAUGCCUUUGAGCCAUGGAGUGGUCAUUACGAGGUCAUGGCACCAGUGUGGAUGUCAGCUCACACCACGCAGUUCACCAAAAUCGGCUGGGUCUAUCUGCCGGCUGGUCAGGGUGCCGGCAACUUGCCGGAGGGUGGGACCUAUGUUACGAUCGCCAGUGCCGACCUGGUAGACUUCACUGUGGUUCUCGAGACCUUGCAAGGCAGCUGCAUGUACAAUGACGGUUGCUUACACAGCAUCAAGGCGCAGACAACGCAGAGCCUUCAGCUUCAGCUCAGCAGCAAGCUGGCCGCAGCGGCUCGGGGUCGAAGCCUCGAGGUCUGGGCAACAAAUAGCAGCCACUGGUUUCAGCGACUGCCUGACGUGCAAGUGACCGAGCAAGGCUUCUUGAGGAUCGACGUGCCGGUGGACGCGAUCAUAACCAUCAGUACUCUCGGAACUGCCACCAAGCAGGGAAACCGUACCGCAGCUGCGACUUUGCUGGAGGCGCAGGUGCCGCCACAACAGCCGUUCCCUUUUCCUUUUCUGGAGGACUUUGAGUCGCAGCCCCUCUACCGAGCUGCUGCUUUCUUUGCAGACCAGGGUGGUGCGUUCGAGGUGGUCGAGGCAGCGACUUUUUGGGUGGAAGGAUCAGCUGGUCUGACGGCAGCUCUCUUUCUCUUUGUGUCCAUAGAUGUUCUCUUGCUCUUGCUCUCUCUCUCUCUCUGUCUGUCUCUUGUUCCUACUCUGUGUCUGAAAACAUGGAUCAGCAUUCCUGAAGCCUGCGCGAGAUCGACAGGUGCCACGCUCAUGCUGGGCUGCCAGGGAAGCUUCAUUUCAGGUCUUGAAGCCAAGGUAAGCAAAGGGUCCCAUCAUAUCUCUGUACAAGAACACCUUUCAAUUCAACUCGAGCUCGCUUCAUCCAUGAGACGAUGCAAAGUUCAAGCCUUGGUUUUACACCCUUCAGUAUGGACGUUUUGCCGGUGGCAGCACAUCGUCAAAGCUGCAUCGGCUGCAAGCGGCCAAAACUUCGACUGUGUUAAACAACAUGAACGUCUCGUUGGAGUGCAUACAGAGUCAGUCUCGUCUCUUGAGCGUGUGGCAACAGGCGCCAGCCGCUGCUGCUGA